Messenger RNA from Pseudoliparis swirei, 1419 nucleotides. It is a transcript of the gene plex9.2, whose product is annotated as PML-like exon 9.2. Gene Ontology annotation, biological process: DNA catabolic process. Gene Ontology annotation, molecular function: nucleic acid binding; 3'-5'-DNA exonuclease activity. The record is from RefSeq and is a predicted model, not a curated record. Gene Ontology annotation, cellular component: cytoplasm. The transcript is spliced from 2 exons. The coding region runs from base 350 to 1042 and encodes 230 amino acids. NCBI's taxonomy places the organism in Eukaryota, Metazoa, Chordata, Actinopteri, Perciformes, Liparidae.
ACAUAUUACGUUAAUUUCCUACAAUUUCACACUGCGGUUUAUACAAAAUAACUUAAUUUAAUUACAUCCACGCGUGUAAUUUAAUAUUAUUAGUUAGUCUUUUUAAGGCUCAACUGUUUUUUUCCUUCGUUCUUCAACGAGACUUUUAUUUUGAAAGGUAAAAAAAAAAAAAAUCUUCGGUCUUCGCUUCUCCGCGCGUGUUUAAAAUCCACGGAGGAAGAACCUCUCCGCUCCGGUGUUCACCGCCGCCAUGACGGCGUUACUCCCGGUGUCGCUAACGUGUCUUUGUGAAGCUUAAUUUCGCUUCGCGGUGGAGAGUUGUUAAGAAGCGCCAGUGAAACUCUGCGGGAUGCAGCCGGCUGAGUCUCCGCUGGUUUUCUUUGACUUGGAGACAACUGGACUGGGCCGGACGUGUGAGAUCGUCCAGCUGGCUGCGGCGAGCGGCGGCCACUCCCUCAACCUCUACGUGGUGCCCCCGUGCCCGAUGCAGCGGGGGGCCUCCGAAGUGACCGGCUUCAGGGUCCGCAGGCGGAGGCUGUUCCUCCGCCGCCGACCCGUCCCCACCAACUCCCUGCGAGAGGUCCUGGUCUCCUUCGUGGCGUUCCUCCGCAUGCUCGGCCGCCCGCUCGUCCUCGGCCACAACAUCCGGCGCUUCGACUGCCCGCUGCUGGCCCGGGCGCUCGACGGGCUGGGCCUCCGGGCGGAGUUCGAGUCGGCGGUCUCCGGCUACGUCGACACCCUGCCGCUGGCCCGGGAGCUGCUGAAGGGCCGCGGCCUCCGCAGCUUCCGGCAGACGGAGCUGGUCCGGGAGCUGCUGGCCGUGGACUACGAGGCCCACGACGCUCUGGAGGACGUGCGGGCGCUGCAGGCGCUGUACGGCGCGCUGCGGCCCACGGCGGAGAUGAUCUGCAGGCAGAGGUUCACUCUGGACACCGCUGCGAGCAAACCAGCCGUCUCUAAAGAGCCGCCGGGACAGCGCCCCCUGUUGGAGAACGUCGGCCCGACGGUGGAGUUCACGGACGGAAAAGAGAGCCACGCGUGAAACUCGAGCGAUGAACGCCGGAUGGAGGCGGAGCCCCGAGGUCGUCUAGACGUCCCUGAUUGGCUUCAAACGACCAGACGGGAGACACGAGGGUCGGUCGUAUUUAUGUGAAUCUCACCGUUGUUUAAUGUUUUAUUUCUGGAACUCUCAAAAAAAGCUGAAAGAUGCGAUUCAUAAAUUGAAGAUGAGGUUUUUUUUUGAGUCAUCGAUGUGAGAAAAUGGUGUAGAUGACAGUUUGAAAAUGUAUUUAUAAAUGUAUAGUUUGGGUUACUGAGGAAAUGUUAUGCACUUUAUAUUCAGAAUUUAAUGUUUAAAUAAGAGUCACAGAAUAUUUUCUAUUAGGUCAAUAAAUCUGCUAAUAAAUGUAUUGUAUUUCA